AUGGCUCGGCUCGCCGAUAUUUGUCCCUCCAGCGAUGACGACCUUCCCGACUUGAAGACUCUGAUUAGGAAGCAAGGUGCCAGAGCAACCAGAACAGCAUCUAAGCCCACGAGCGUUUCUGCCAAACCUGCCGCCUCAAAACCCACAGCCAAGUCUGAAACUCGUCGAGUACGCCGUCUUGGAGAGCCCAGCAAGGCCACAGGCAACCCACUCUUUCAGCGAUGGAAUUCGGAGGAACAUGAGAACUCUCAAGAGGGUAGGUCGAGAGGACCGGGCCGAGCAUCACGAAAGACAACACCAAGCGAGUCAAUUUCGCCCCCGCCUGAGACUGGUUCUGCCUCAGACUCUGAAUCUGAAGAUGACCUGCCCCGCGCCAAUGUUCAACGGCCGAGGAGACGGCAACCGGCCAUUGAGGAUUCUGACGAGGACAGCGACUCACAGGAAGAAGAGGCGUUGCUCACGAGGGUACGGCGACUUCAGAAGACCAAGGCAGGCGCGGUGACAGCGCCAAGUCAGGAAACUGAGAAGCGAGUGCCCAGGGCCAGGCCGGAAAGCAAGUCGAAAGCGUUGAUGUUUGCAAGGGAGAUUGAGAGUGGGACAGACACCGAGGUGAACCGGGAAGAGAGCGAGGCUGAGGAUCCAAGCGUGUAUCAAACUGCAGGCGAAGACUCUUCUGACUCUGCCUCUGAGCUGGACUGGUUGAACGAUUCCCCCGAUCAACCAGCUCGGACGAAACCCACGAGACCGGUCAGGGUCCGACCUCAGGGAACAGCCGGCGCAAAGGAUAAUGCUUCCCUAAUAAGGAAUGCCCCUUCUCUAAAGCCCAAGGCCAGGACGAGUCAGAAUACCACGAAGGAGACAGCAUCGAGCAAGGAGGUUGCUCAAUCUCGGAAGACAAGCCAAAGCAAACAACGAGGGGAUUCACAAGACACGACAACCGCCUCAGACCUCGCCGAUACUCUAUCCAAACUUCGACUUCAGCUACAAGACUUUUCCGAUGAGGAGGGCAAAUCGUCAAAGAGGGAUCAGUUCACCACGCCUCCCAGCACACCACCGAAAACCUCGAAGCCCAAGGGGCUCAUGUCUCCGAGCAAGAAGGUUCAGAUUCCCAAAACUCCCCACAGGCCCAGCAUGGACGCCUUUUGGAAUCAAGAUGUAGUCAACGAGUGGAAUGACCAUCACUCACCACGAAAACUCAUGCUUCCACCAGUAACAAAGAGCCCAAGCAAAGCGAGCCCAAAGAAGGAGCCCAAGAAGGAAACCAAGAAGGCUUUUGCCGCGAGAAAGAAUGCUCUGGCUGAGAGCUUCCUCGCUGAACUCGAUCGUGAAAUCACUCAGGGCGAGAUUGCAAAACUGGCCGAGUCUACAGGCGGUGUCAAACUUGUCUGGACAAAGACACUUAACACCACAGCUGGCCGUGCUAGUUGGCGUCGGGAGACGAUCCGCACAACACGCAAGACGGAUGGUGCUCAGCUCUUGGUGACGUACAAGCACCAUGCCUCAAUUGAGCUGGCUGAGAAGGUGAUUGACGACGAGCAUCGACUACUGAACGUAAUGGCACACGAGUUCUGCCAUUUGGCCAACUUCAUGAUCAGCGGUAUCACCACGAAUCCUCAUGGCCGCGAGUUCAAGGCGUGGGCGGCAAGGUGCUCAGCCAAAUUUGGAGACCGCGGCAUCGAGGUUACAACCAAACACAGCUACGACAUCGACUUCAAGUACGUGUGGGAGUGCUCGGCUUGCGGGACAGAGUUCAAGAGACACUCCAAGAGCAUCGAUCCACAACGACAUCGAUGCGGCAGCUGCAAGGGCCUACUAAAGCAGACGAAGCCGACGCCGAGGGGCGGAGGUGCCACCGGAGGUCCGAGCAAGUAUCAGAUCUUUGUUAGGGAGCAGAUGGCGGUGGUCAGGGAAGAGAACCCCGGGAGCCCGCAGAAGGUGGUGAUGAAGCUCAUUGCGGAGAAGUGGGCGAAGCAAGGGGGUAAUAAGGGCAUGGAUGGUGUUCUUGAGAAGAUGGUUGAUUUGACCAUUGAGGAAAAGUAA
Messenger RNA from Fusarium keratoplasticum, 2040 nucleotides. Its product is annotated as SprT-like domain-containing protein. Gene Ontology annotation, cellular component: nucleus. Bases 1 to 2040 code for a protein of 679 amino acids. Lineage: Eukaryota; Fungi; Ascomycota; Sordariomycetes; Hypocreales; Nectriaceae. The transcript has a single exon. The record is from RefSeq and is a predicted model, not a curated record.